Messenger RNA from Rhipicephalus sanguineus (brown dog tick), 1177 nucleotides. Its product is annotated as cholesterol 7-desaturase nvd-like. NCBI's taxonomy places the organism in Eukaryota, Metazoa, Arthropoda, Arachnida, Ixodida, Ixodidae. The coding region runs from base 17 to 1162 and encodes 381 amino acids. The record is from RefSeq and is a predicted model, not a curated record. The transcript is spliced from 6 exons. Gene Ontology annotation, molecular function: 2 iron, 2 sulfur cluster binding; chlorophyllide a oxygenase activity. Gene Ontology annotation, biological process: cholesterol metabolic process; chlorophyll biosynthetic process. Gene Ontology annotation, cellular component: chloroplast.
GUCCAAGCUAUGUGCCAUGGAUGGCUCUGGGGUGUUCGGACGAGUCUUUGACAGCCUACACCAAAUGACGAGCGGAAGCGCAGUCUCCUGGGACACUCAUGCUUUCGCUGCAGCUGCCGCUACUGCACUCGUAGUUGUCACCGUUUGGUAUUUGCUGCAGAAGAAGAGGACAUUCAGCGACUCCAGGAAGCACAUACACCAACGUUCGGCGCGAGCCAUGAAAAACGCGCCACCCGUUUUCCCGAACGGAUGGAUCCCUGUUGUAGAGUCUGCGCAGCUUCAGACGGGUGAAGUAAAGGCUCUCAACGUCAUUGGCCUGGAGCUGGUCGCAUUCCGCACCGAGGACGGCAUUGCGCAUGUUAUGGAUGCUUACUGCCCACAUCUGGGAGCCCACUUGGGGGUAAUGGGCCGCGUGGUAGGAGACUGCAUAGAGUGCCCGUUCCACGGUUGGAGAUUCCAGGGAGAGACUGGAGUUUGCACGCACGUCCCAUACGCCGUCAAAGUUCCAGACUUCGUGAAGGCCGCUAAAUGGGAGUCGCGCGAAGUCCUCGGCCUGGUGUUCGUGUGGUACCACGCAGACGGUGCGGCUCCUUCCUGGCAGCUGCCUUACGUAUCCGAGGUCGAGAAGGGCCUCUGGAAGCAAGAGCACCGCUUCGAGCACACAGUCGAGGCGCACAUUCAGGACAUCGCUGAGAAUGGCGCCGACAUUGGUCAUUUUAACCAAAUUCAUCGCGCCUCGUGCUUCCUUACCAGCGAACAGUUCCAGCAAACACUGGGGGACACCUGGUGGGGCCGCUUGGUCAACCACUCCUGGCAGCUCUGGUUACAACGUAGAAUUGACUUCGCGCAGGCUACCUGGACUCCCCAAGAUCACACGGCUUCGGUGGACGUCGCAGCCUGUGUGUCAGUACUUGGAGCCUGCCCCGAGUUCCUCAAGCAUCGUGUUCAUGUGCUCCAAGUGGGGCCCGCUCUGGUGCUGGUGCGCAUGCAUAGCCGCCACGGCGAUUGCCUCAUCGUCCAGUCGCUGACACCACUGGCACCCUUCCGAGUGCAUCUUGUCCAUCGAUUCUACCCUGAGCCCAAACUGCCUUGGAUCAUCCGGCGUCUGAACGUCCUGGGCUUCAGGCAUAUGGUGUGGUUCCAUCCCAAUAGAGUGUUAUAGCCUGUUCCAAUAGAC